Galendromus occidentalis (western predatory mite) is the source of this 2269-nucleotide messenger RNA. RefSeq names its product acetylcholinesterase-1. Lineage: Eukaryota; Metazoa; Arthropoda; Arachnida; Mesostigmata; Phytoseiidae. The record is from RefSeq and is a predicted model, not a curated record. Gene Ontology annotation, biological process: acetylcholine catabolic process; choline metabolic process. The transcript is spliced from 13 exons. Gene Ontology annotation, cellular component: plasma membrane. Gene Ontology annotation, molecular function: acetylcholinesterase activity. The coding region runs from base 1 to 1932 and encodes 643 amino acids.
AUGCAGAUGCGACGCUCAUGGGUGAUCAUCGUUCAUAUCGCUCUCUGCUGUUCGCCGGAUGUGUCUGGCAGAAAUGAGUCCGAGUUCACUUUCACACUCGUCGGCGUUCCAGCAGCUCCCCACUUUGGGCCUGAAGUACCGACCCUCUUAGGUGCCAACUUGACGUUGAUAACGUCGCCGCGAUACGAUAUAUUCCGUUGGCUCCAGGGACCCAAACAAGUGAAGCUAAUGAAAUUCGAAAGGCAUCCGAUCGUACGGACGAAUUCGGGUACUGUUCGAGGUUUUCGCCAAGAGAUUCUGGGAACUGAAAUCGAUACAUUCCUCGGCAUUCCCUUCGCAGAACCGCCCCUUGGUAGAAAAAGAUUCCAACGUCCGUUCCGUUUGCGGCCAUGGUCGGGAACGCUGGACGCGCUGGAGUAUGGACACCCCUGCCAGCAGCUGAAUUACACCGCCGGCUGGGAGUGGGUGUUCCCGAAGAAAGAGCAGAGUGAGGACUGCUUGACCCUGAACAUCUGGACGCCGAGACCUAAUUCGGUAGGAUGUGCGCAUCAGCGGACAUCUUCGAGGUUUCAUACACGACAGCAUGUAUUCUCAUGGAUCUUCUCCGAGCGAUUUCAUGACAACUUGUUUGCUUGUCGUCUCAGCAAAACCGUUUGUCCGCUCAAAACUGUGCUCAUCUUCAUCUACGGUGGUGGGUUCAACAUCGGUUCUUCCGACUGGGAGAUUUACGAUGGAAGAACACUCUCUGCCUACGGAGAUAUCGUCGUCGUGACGAUGAAUUAUCGACUCGGUCCGCUUGGUUUCCUCAACGCAAACAUCCGAGACGUCCCGGGAAACAUGGGUCUGUACGAUCAGCAAAUGGCGAUCAGAUGGAUAUAUGACAACAUCAAAAACUUCGGAGGCGACCCGAAGAGCAUAGUAUUGAUGGGAGAAUCCGCGGGAUCGGUGGCCGUCGGCCUCCAUCUGAUAUCGCCGAUGAGCAGAUACAUGAUACGCCGUGCGAUCAUGCACUCGGGCAGCCCUCUAUGGGACACUCCCGACAACACCAUCGAUGGCCCGAAGAAAGCUAACGAAUUCGCCGAAAUUUUCGGCUGCACGAAUCGAUCCGUGACAUUUGAAAGUGACAAAAACACCGUUCUGGAUUGCUUAUCAAGAAUCGACGCGGCUGAAUUGAACGCGAAAUCGCUCGAGAUCCUGGGCAAACGAGUGCUGACCUAUCACCCGAGAUGGGGAGACCAGUUUCUGCCGUUGCGGCCGAAAGACGCCAUGCGACAGGGUUUCUUCCGCGACGUCGAAGUCUUCAUGGGAGUGAAUCGGGAUGAAGGAUCCAUAUUCUUGGCCAAUACCCUGCCAGAAAUUUUCAUGAAAGGACCGCUGCCGAACAUAACCAGGGACGAGGCAUCCCUGUACAUGGUUUUUUUCUUCCAGUACAUCUUGAGAUCGGGGACUCGAGACAUCCGAGAUCACUAUUUCAGCAAGUUCGAGAACAACGACUUCGGAGGAGUGAGACAAGCUUUCAUCGAUGCCAUCGGCGACUACCUCCAAAUUUGUCCUACGGUUUACUUCGGAGAGUAUAUGGCCGAAUACGCAAACAAUGUCUUCUUUUACCUCUUCAACCAUCGUCCCAGCAAUUCCUACUGGGAUGAAUGGCUCGGCGUGGCUCACUUCGACGAAAUUCAGUUCGUCUUCGGAAUGCCUCUGCGGUACCCGGACCAGUUCACGAAGGAUGAAAUUGAGCUCUCGAAAAAAAUGAUGAAAAUCUGGAUAUCAUUCAUGAAAAACGGAACUCCAUCGCUGACCAACGGCCGCGAAUGGCCUCGCUAUCGACUGGAUAAACCAUUAUAUAUUCGCCUCGAUACCGGCCCAACGACAGAAGAGAGAGGGCCCCAUCACGAGAAUUGCGAAUUCUUCAAGAAGUAUAUCCUCCGCUGAAUUUUCGGAAGCCUUCGGAAAUACCAACUGCGGUUUUUGCCAGAUUUUGCGGGGAGCCGUGAGGUCUGGGAAGGUCCCCGGAGAAUAAGCGGAAGAUUUCCGGAAAAACGUACCCCCUCUGAUUUAGGUCCAGCGUAGUAACGCAAUCCUUCAGUGACCAACCGGAGAGACUUACAAAUAGAGGUGAAACGGCUCGCCCUGGUGACAAGCUGUAGAGGCUUCAAUGUGCUCCCAACCUGUGAUACUCCAUUGUCCACCUCAUCCUCGGGCGUCCCGAUCCCGGAUGUCCCGGGAAUCAGCUGGCUGGUAUUUUUUCUAAAAUGGGCGGCUCGCUCCU